Molecule: messenger RNA, 5816 nt
Organism: Vespula pensylvanica (western yellowjacket)
Lineage: Eukaryota; Metazoa; Arthropoda; Insecta; Hymenoptera; Vespidae
Gene: krz
Product: beta-arrestin-1
Exons: 9
Coding region: 380-1774 (464 amino acids)
Biological process (GO): G protein-coupled receptor internalization; signal transduction
Cellular component (GO): cytoplasm
Molecular function (GO): G protein-coupled receptor binding
Source: RefSeq, a predicted model, not a curated record
GUACGGCGUCUGCAGAGAGGCGCUAGUCUCUCAGGACAUGACGUAUUUGGAAUAGUCGUGCAGUAAUCACAGUCGGAGUGUGUUUCUGACGAACCGCUUCAUCGUAAUUUUCACAUUAUUGAGAUAAGUGAGGGACGAAACAUCGUUCUACGCGAUUUCGUGUUAGUGUCGAAGAAGAAAGAAAUAAAAAAGACGAAAAGAAAACGAACUAUUCACGACAGUGAGUUUUAUGUGUGACAGUUGAUUGAUAUUACUCGGGGAAAGGGGUGUGGGCCAACUGAACGCCAGAAAAUAUUAGUGUUACAAUUAGUGGCUAGAUUUCACGUGCAUUGAGGACUCAAAUGAAUUAGGGGCCAGUUCGGGCCCCGGGAUACGCGCUAUGGACAGUGUGGACAGUGCUAAUAGACGGCAACCCACCCGUGUCUUUAAAAAAUCCAGUCUCAAUGGCAAGAUCACUGUUUACCUUGGAAAGAGAGAUUUCGUCGAUCAUAUAACCCACGUUGAUCCUAUCGACGGUAUAGUACUCAUUGAUCCGGAUUACGUGAAAGACCGAAAAGUUUUCGGCCAUGUUUUGGCAGCGUUUAAAUAUGGAAGAGACGAUCUCGACGUGCUCGGACUUUAUUUCCGAAAGGAUCUUUAUCUCGCUGCGGAACAAAUAUAUCCUCAGGUGACCAGUUCUCAGCCGCGCAGGGAGCUGACGCGUCUUCAAGAGAGGCUAAUAAAGAAAUUAGGAAGUAAUGCUUAUCCGUUCUACUUCGAGCUGCCGCCACAUUGUCCGGCCUCGGUGACGUUACAACCAGCACCUGGUGACAACGGUAAACCGUGCGGCGUCGAUUACGAGCUAAAGGCGUUCGUGGGCGAAACUCAGGACGACAAACCCCAUAAAAGAAAUUCAGUAAGGCUUGCGAUACGGAAGAUCAUGUACGCGCCAUCUAAGCAAGGCGAGCAACCGUACGUUGAGGUCAGCAAAGAGUUUCUGAUGUCGCCUAGCAGGCUACACUUGGAGGCGUCUCUUGAUAAGGAGCUUUAUCAUCAUGGCGAGAACAUAGCCAUUAACGUGCACAUCGCGAACAAUAGUAAUCGAACAGUUAAAAAGAUAAAGGUGUCCGUGCGACAGUUCGCAGACAUUUGUUUGUUUUCAACCGCGCAAUACAAGUGCAUCGUCGCUGAGGCCGAAAGCGAUAUAGGGGUAGCGCCGGGAUUCACCUUGAGCAAGGUCUUUUCUCUAAGGCCGACGCUUGCCGACAACAAAGACAAGCGAGGUCUUGCUCUAGACGGUCAACUUAAGCACGAGGACACCAACCUCGCAUCUAGCACAAUGGAGGGAUGCCCAGUGGGGCCGGGUUUCACGCUGAGCAAAGUCUUCUCUCUGACACCGCUUCUCGCCAACAACAAAGAUAAAUGGGGGCUCGCCCUCGACGGCCAACUCAAAGACGAGGACACCAAUCUGGCGUCCAGCACCCUCGUCGUAGAUCCAUCUCAACGCGAAAACCUAGGAAUUAUCGUCCAGUACAAGGUCAAAGUGAAACUCUGUCUCGGUGCGCUCGGAGGCGAACUAGUCGCCGAAUUGCCAUUUAUUUUGAUGCAUCCUAAACCAGAAGAAGAAAAAUCAACUCUGUCAACGUCACCUCCAAGUCCAACGAAUAAAGGGGAUGGUGACGAGGUACCGCUCGAUACCAACCUCAUCCAACUGGACACGGAAGCCGAUGGCGACGAUGACAUUGUAUUCGAGGACUUCGCACGUCUAAGGUUAAAAGGCGAGACUGAUGCCUGACCGUGUUGCUUAAACAUCGUAAAGUUGCAAGGUGGAACAACUACUAAACGUCCAAAGUUUCAAGACGCCACGUCCUCUGCCAAUACACGCCCUUUCUCCUUUUUAAUUUAAAAAGUCGAAGGGUAAAAUGAAUUAUAAAAAAUCGUUGCGUCGUGUGUAUGUAUGUAUUGUAUGUAUGUAUGUAUGUGUGUAUCUGCAUGUCGUGUGCCAGUAUCGUCGAUGAGAAAUAUUGUAAAAAAUAAAAAACAAAAAAAAAAGAAGAAGAAGAAGAAGAGGGAAAAAAAACAGAAAAAAAAUCAAUAUUAGAUAAAAUUAUGCGCUCAUAUUCGUCGGGUGAUAGAAAUCAUUUUCAAGCUGGAUCAUCCGUUGAUACCUUUGAUAACAUUGUAAAAGGAAAUUUGAAAAAUUCUCGUAUCAAUCGUGCACGUAUCAAUUCGCUUGUAUAACGAAAUAAUUUGUUGUUUUAUAGAUUUUUAUUAUAUCCGAAAAAAAAAAAGAAGAAGAAAUCCUCCAUCUUCGCGGUAAUGUCGGAAAAUAAACAAAAAAAAAAUUGAACAACUAUACGAACUAUAAUUCGAAUUCGAUCUACGAAUUAAUUUUUUAUAUUUCACUAACACUAUUAUCGCGUGUGACUAAGUACUAAGGGAAGAGUACAAAUUGUAAAUGCUUUUUCGAUAUAUUGUUUUUUGUUCUCUUUCUUUUUUUUUUUUUUUCUCCGAAGUCUAACCCCUUGAUUAAUUCUUUCAAGAACCAAAAAACUUGACGAACAUAAACGUCUCUUAAAUUUAUCGAAAAAUAUAUUUUUAAUGUCGAAAGAUUAAUUUUGAAUUCUUAAUUAUGGAAUAUUAAAAAGAAUUACAUUUUUUUAUAGGAUUAUGAUUUUAAUAUAAAUUACACAGCAAAACAAGUGUUCCUAUUUUCUGAUUCUUCCCUUCGACGUUAUUUUGCAACUCGUGUUAAAAUCGCAUGAAUAAUCGAAAGGUGCCUGGCAGUCCCGUCUCUCGAUGAAAUUUAUAUAUAUAUAUAUAUAUAUAUAUAUAUAUAUAUAUAUAUAUAUAUAAAUAUUAUAUAUGAAUUGGUGAUUUGAAAGUAUGGUCUAAUAGUAAGUCAUAAAAAAAAAAUAAUUAGUUUAUUACGUAAUUCGUAUAAUUAUAUCAUUGCUAUACGAAUUAUGCGACGGAUUAAUUUUUUUGUUGGUUUUAUUUUUUUUUUUUUCAUUUUCUGCUUAGUCCACUUUUCAUGAUUAUCGACUGAUAUAUACAUGUAUAUACAUACUGACACGAAAGUCAUGAAGCACAUGUAACUGCGACCGUAAAUUUAGUACAUACUUUUUGAAUAUUGUAACGACGAAGGAAUUCGUUUUCUAUGAAUGCAAACGAUGCUCGGAGUAUAUAAAAAAAAAAAAAAAAAAAAAAAAAGAAGGAAAGAAACUUUAAGUAGUAUAAUAAUUUAUCGUGGCUUCGGAACAAAUGUAGAUUAUUUCUUAUCUCCUCUCCUCCCUCUAUCCUGCUCUAUACGUUUUUCAAAAAUUAUACUUGACGAUUAAUAUAAUAUCUAAGACUGAAUUUUAACAUGCUGUUCAGAGAGACGAUAAGCAAUGACUUUUUUGAUUGAGAAGAUUCGAGCACAGAAAAUAAAGAGAGAAGGAGAGGGUUGGAGGGAGGGGGAGAGGAAGAGACGUGUGUAUGAAUAUACAUGUGUGUAUGUGUGUGAGUAUGUGUCCUCAGAAAACGAUAUAUACAUAUAUAUAUAUAUAUAUAUAUAUAUAUAUAUAUAUAUCGAACAAUAUUUGCAAAUGUACAUGAAGUCUUUAGGGACUAUAAAUGAGCGCAUAUAUUCUAGCGAAUUUUAAACAUAAUAUAUUUGAUAUACGGCUGCAUAUCUUUUAUUUUUACACAUUUCGUCGUCGAGGCGUCUGAUAAAAUUUUGUUUAAUAAUCCACUUUUCUUUUUUCUUCUUUUUUCUCUUUUUUCUUUUUUUUGCACGGUACAAGAUCUAUCCUUAGUUUCGGAUGUAUUAUUUUAUUUUAUUUUAUUUCAUUUCAUUUCCUUUUAUUUUAUUUUAUCGUUAAUACCUUUAUAUGCGGAAUAUUAUUCAUGUAUUAACCUAGUUACGUGCCACGGGUCUAUUUUUGGCUAUUUCGUGAAAUAAAUACACACGAAACUAAUAUAUACACAUGUCGCACAUAACUGACUACAAACUAGUUUUAUGCCUCUGAAAUUGGCUUGACUACUGAGAAAAUUUCACAGGGAUCCAAGUAAGAAACGGAAUAACUUUUCGUUGUCCGCAUAUAAAGUGUUUAAGAAACUUUUUUUGUAAUCGAUUAACAAAAUCAAAUUAAUAUAUAUUUACAUAAUUAAUUCGUGUUUCAAUUUUACCAGACGUAAGUAUACAUAUGUAUGUAAAUAAUAAAGGAAGCCGCACAUUUUUUAUUUAACUGAGAUUAAUAAGAAAAAAAUAACCAAGCGAAUUAGACACGAAAACGCAUAAUAAUUGAUUAAUACGAUAAUUCUAGAUUAAUUACUUAUUAUUAGCACAACAUGUUUAACGUAUAUAGGGAGAAUUAGAGUUUUAAUAUCUUCAUCGAGACGGUCAAAAUUAUAAGGAAAAAGAAAAAAAAAAAACAUAUUAAUAAUAAUAAUAAGAAAUAGUCUUAACACACGCACGAACGUCUUUUUUAAAAAAGAUUCGUCGUAAUUAGCAGAUGGUUUUUUAAUUUUUUUCCUUUUAUUCUCUUUUACAAUUUGCUUACAAAGCAUUAAUUACGAGUUGCGCCGUUUUUAACGUUUACACAAUUACAGGUGUCGUAAUGUAGGAAACACUUGGGCGUAAAAUUUUUAUCGAAACUUUUAUUUGUUAUUAAUAUAAUUCCAGAUACAUAAAAAAAGAAAAUAAGCGUUACGAUAUAAAAUAUAAUCGACAUGUAUAAAUUCAAUAACUUUUAGCUUUUACAUAUUUAUACUGAUAUAUAUAUAUAUAUAUAUAUAUAUAUAUAUAUACAUAUACAUAUAUAUAUAUUGAUUAAGAAGAAUUUAGGUUUUUUACAAAGCCCUCGUUCGUUCUCUGUACACUUUUAUAUACAUUUGUUCAUAUAACGUAUAACUUAUCACGUAACGUAAAAAUUCUAACGAUACAGUAUUUUUCUUCUCUUCGCGCGCGUUUAUCAUAUUUGUUAAAUUUGAUAAUUGUACGUAAGAAAAUAUCGAAGUAUUGUCUUUGACAACUAUACUCAUUAAUACGAGUUAUACAUACUGAAUUAUACGAAAAAAAGAAAAAAAUACAUUCGAAGUGUGUGUCACUCGGAAAAUUAUAUUAUAUAUUACAGUCCUUUUUUUAUACGAUAUAAUGCGAAGUAUAACUAUUAUUAAGUUUUAUAAAAAUUUUUGCAUAAUAUGUUACGUCGAGAAAUAAAAGAAGAAAAGUCUCUUGCUAUAAUAAUUUAUCGACGUAUAUAAUAAUAAAAAAAAAAAAGAAACAAAAAAUUAACAACUCAACGAUACCGAUAAAAAAAGUGGUUCAUUUUACUUUUCGAAUCUACUUACAUAUGUGUUAUCAUUAAGUAUUGUUCAAUGUAAUUAUAUACCUAUAUAUGUAUAUGUAUACUUCCUUAAUGUAAAUCUACAGUAUCUACGUAUAGUAUUUUAUACGCUUUCUGACGAAUACGCGAAUUUUUAUCUUUUUUCUUUUCUUUUUUUUUCUUUUUUUUUUUUUUUUUUUUUUUUUUUGAUAUUUUAUAUUUUCAAAUACUCGUAACACACAAUUGUGUGAGAAAACUUUGUGAAUUCGAAAAUUCUGAUACUGUUAAAUAGUUGUAAAAUAAUACAAACACACUCGCACACACGUAUAUAUAUAGAAUAAUAUUAAAGAUUUGGUUUCUGAAACCAUUUCGUUCUCCAAUUGAGAAAAAAGUCGAAAAUUUUCAUGGCGACUUUUAAAAUUCUGUGUGUACCAUUGUUUUAUUAUUAUUAUUUACUAUGCUUAUUAUUAUUAUUAUUAUUAUUAUUAUUAUUAUUAUUAUUAUUAUUAUUAUUACUAUUAUUAU